AUGGACUCCGUUUCGGACCCACCCUUUCACGAAGCAUACAAGAUCCUAUUUGACAAGACCCGAAACACCAUUCAAGAGAAUAAUGGUUUCGACAGCGAUGUCGUGGUGGCCGCCGAGGAAUGCGAGCUUCCGGUCAUCGAUCUCAGCCUCUUAGAGGACCGUGACGAGACUUUGAGGGAAGAGUGCAAGUCCCACAUCGCUAGGGCUUCACAGGAGUGGGGUUUCUUCCAGGUGGUGAACCAUGGUAUUUGCAGUCAUAUUUUCAGCAGGUUAAGGUGUGAGCAAGAGAAAGUGUUCAGACAACCCUUUGAAAAGAAGAGCAAAGAGGAGAAGUUCUUGAACUUCUCCGCCGGAAGCUACCGUUGGGGAGCACCCACUGCCACCUGCAUCAGACAGUUAUCUUGGUCCGAAGCCUUUCAUAUUCCUCUUUCUGAUAUACUAGGAUCAUCUGGAUCAAACUCUCUCAGUUGGAGAAUUGAAGAGUUUGCGACAAGAGUUUCGAGGCUUGCAGAAACAUUAGCCGACAUACUGGCGGAGAAAAUGGGUGAGAAGUCAAGGUUCUUUAAGGAGAAUUGUUUGCCCAACACGUGCUAUCUCCGACUGAAUCGAUAUCCUCCGUGCCCUACUGCUUUUGGGAUUCACGGUCUGAUGCCACACACGGAUAGUGACUUUCUGACCAUACUGUAUCAGGAUGAGGUUGGGGGUUUGCAAUUGGUGAAAGACAAGAAAUGGAUCGCUGUUAAACCAAACCCCGAUGCCCUUAUAAUCAACAUUGGCGACUUGUUCCAGGCAUGGAGCAACGGUGUGUACAAGAGCGUUGAGCAUCGAGUGAUGACCAACCCGAAACUGGAGAGGUUCUCUAUGGCGUAUUUCUUGUGCCCUUCAAAUGACACUGUGAUAGAGAGUUGCAGAGAGCCAUGUAUUUACAGGAAAUUCAGCUUUCGUGAGUACAGGAAACAAGUUCGGGAUGAUGUUCAGAAGUUGGGUUCCAAAAUAGGUCUGCCUAGGUUUCUUGCACAUUAAGAAUGUUUAUGAAAGAGAGAGGUUUAAACAUCGUAGCUGGUUUCGGUCUGCAUGUUUGAUGCUGUCUCAUUGUGUCUGCUGUGAUUUAUGUAUAUACCAUUUCCAUU
Molecule: messenger RNA, 1130 nt
Organism: Vigna unguiculata (cowpea)
Lineage: Eukaryota; Viridiplantae; Streptophyta; Magnoliopsida; Fabales; Fabaceae
Product: gibberellin 2-beta-dioxygenase 8-like
Source: RefSeq, a predicted model, not a curated record